Molecule: messenger RNA, 2418 nt
Organism: Auxenochlorella protothecoides
Lineage: Eukaryota; Viridiplantae; Chlorophyta; Trebouxiophyceae; Chlorellales; Chlorellaceae
Product: Polyphosphoinositide phosphatase
Exons: 6
Coding region: 1-2418 (805 amino acids)
Biological process (GO): phosphatidylinositol dephosphorylation
Cellular component (GO): intracellular membrane-bounded organelle
Molecular function (GO): phosphatidylinositol-3,5-bisphosphate 5-phosphatase activity
Source: RefSeq, a predicted model, not a curated record
AUGGAUGCGUGGAGCGCUGCCAAUGCGCCACACCGAAUUCUGGUGUAUCGCACCGUUGGCUGGACCUAUGUCGUGGGCGGGAGCAAGGAUCAGCAGGCAUGGAGGAUCCUCAAGCUCAGUCGACGAGAGGUCGAGCUCACUGUCGUGGAGGACCCCACCACGUACACGCGGGAGGAGCUCACCUCCCUCCUGCGAUGCCUGCGUGACGGCAACCAGGCCGCGGGCGGGCUCCAGUUCGUGUGCAGGGCGCAUGGUAUGGCGGGGUGCUUCAGGUUCCUGCAGGGCUACUACCUCCUGCUCAUCCUGAAGAAGUCGAUGCAGGGCCUCAUCGCAGGGCACAAGGUGUACGGCGUGGAGAGCACGGCGCUCCUCCCCCUGCUGCACCCCGAGGCGCAUGCCGCGGCCUUCCGUGAGGGCGGCACCGCGCUGCCCGAGGCGCGCUACCGCCGCAUCUUCGGCGGCGUGCCCCUUGACUCUAGCUUCCUCUUCUCCCGCACCUGGCCCCUGUGGCGCAGCGUGCAGAGCGUGCUGGCCCCCGGCGCACCCGCCGCCGCCCCGCCCCCCAACCCCGACCCCUUUGCCAGCCAGUGGGUGUGGAACGCGCACAUCUCCCUCCCGCUGCGCGCGCUGGGCCUGGCGCGCUGGCUCACGCCGCUGGUGCAUGGGUUCUGGACGCAGCGCCGCCUCUCCGUCUUCGGCCGCCCCUUCACGCUGACGCUGCUGGCGCGGCGGUCGCGGCGCUUCGCCGGCACGCGCUACCGCAAGCGCGGGCUCAACGCCGACGGCUUCGUGGCCAAUGAGGUGGAGCUGGAGCAGGUGGUGGAGGCGGGGCUAGACCGCCGCACCCGCCUCCCCGCCAUCUCCUCCUGGCUCCAGCUCCGCGGCUCCCUGCCCCUGUUCUGGUACCAGGCCGCCAGCAGCGCGGUGCUGAAGCCCGAGAUCGUGGUGCAGCAGUACGACCCGCUGUACCGCGCCACCGCCGCGCACUUUGACGCGCUGCGCGCGCGCUACGGCGACCCGGUCGUCGCGCUGGACCUGGUGCGCCGCAGCGGGCGCGAGGCGGCGCUGGGCCGCGCCUACGAGGCCGCGCUGGCCCAGCUGAACCGGGGGUGGGCGCGGGAGGGGCGCCCGGGCGUCGCCUAUGUCGCCUGGGACAUGCAGGCGGCGGCGAAGCGCGCCCCGCGCACGCUGCUGGCGCGCCUGCGCCGCGUCCAGGCCCCCGCCCUGGACGCCACGGGCUUCUUCGUCCUGGGCGGCGCGACCGGGGGGUGGGGGUCCUGCGCCAGGGCCGCACCCGACGGCGGCGAGGGCGGCGCAGGGGAGCGGGACUCCGGCGCCGCGGCCGCGGCCGCCCCCCCCUCGUCUCCCAGCCUGCGGCUGCAGUCCGGCGUGCUGCGCACCAACUGCAUCGACUGCCUGGACCGCACCAACCUAGCCCAGUUCGCGGCGGGGCUGUCGGCGCUGGGGCGUCAGCUGGCGGCGCUGGGCCUGUCCGGCUCCGCGCGCGGCCUGGCCCCCGACUCCUCCGCCGCGCGCGCGCUGAUGGACGCAUACGAGGCGGCGGGGCACGCGGCCGCGCAGCAGUACGGCGGCAGCGAGGCGCACGCCUCCUUCUUCCAGCGCGCGCGCGGCGACGGCGCGGCAGCCACCACUUCGCGCGACCUGCUCACCUCCCUGCGCCGCUUCUACAGCAACGCAUACACCGACGCCGACAAGCAGGACAGCAUCAACCUGCUGCUGGGCGUGUUCCGGCCCGAGCCGGGGCAGCCACACCUCUGGGAGCUGGACUCCGACUCUGCCCUGCGACCGGGGGGUAGGCAAGGCUCGCUAGAGGGCUCGGUGCGGGCCGGCAGGUUUGUGCCCCGUAGGCAUGGCGCAGAUGCGGGCUCCCUGGAGCGCCUGCCGCAGGAAGGGCACCGAGGCCUGAGCGCGGGCGUGGCACCCGUGCCCCCCACCCUGGCCCCACUGCGUGGCCUCGGCGGCGGCGCAACGGCGGCGCCGGCGCCGGCUGCGGAGCGGGGAGGCCAGCCAGGAUCCAUCCUCCAGCCGCCCCUCCCCACGGCCGGGGAGGAGAGCGACACCUCGGGCGACGAGUGCUUCACGCCCUCCCUGCUGCACCUGCUCUCCUCCGCGUCGGCGGAGGACUCCUUUGCCCCCUCGGCCUCCGUGGACUUGGCGCUGGCCGCCGGCCUGGCCCCCGCCCCUGCCGCGCUGCUGACCCAGGAGCUGGGGGCCGCGAGCCAUCCCCCCGAGCAAGCCGCGGUGCUGUGGGGCGCGGAGGCCGUGCGCCACGGCCUCGACUCGCUGGGCGUCUCGCCCGGCGUGGCGGCCUGGUGGGCGGGCGACCAGCUAGCAGUGCUGGUGCAGCAGGGCCUGACGCUGCGCGCGGGGCUGGCCCAGGACGCCAUCCACAAAUGA